UCACAUUUUAUCAGUGCUUCAGCCGAGGCGGCCAAACCUAUCGAGUACCUAAUUCGAGUAUAGACUAUCAGCUAAAUAGUUGAAACUACCAGUUGAUAUAAUAAAGAAAGAAAAAAAAUUGGACGAAAUGCCUCAUUUUAGGAUUGAAACGAAUGUACCAAAAUCAAAGAUUCCUAAUGAUUUUGUUACUAAAGCUGUACCGGUGUUGGCCAAAGCACUAGGGAAACCAGAACAGUACUGUGUGGUAUCUGUAAUCCCAGAUAUACCAAUGAGUUUUGGUGGAACUACUGAACCUUGUGCUAUUGCAAAUCUUAUGUCGAUUGGUGCACUUGGAGUUGAGCAGAACAAGAAGCAUUCAAAAGUUCUUUUCGACCUUGUGGAAAAAGAAUUAGGUGUAGCACAAGAUAGGAUGUACAUUACAUUUCAAGAUAACCCAACUGGUAAUGUUGGCUUCAAGGGGACUACCUUCCAUUCAAUCUUUGGAUAAAUAAUUAGCAUAUUCGUAUUUAUGUAUUUACUUAUACUGAAGUUAUGUAAGAAUAAAUAGAUUAGAUAUUUUAAUUUAUUACA
Molecule: messenger RNA, 570 nt
Organism: Pararge aegeria (speckled wood butterfly)
Lineage: Eukaryota; Metazoa; Arthropoda; Insecta; Lepidoptera; Nymphalidae
Gene: Mif
Product: macrophage migration inhibitory factor-like
Exons: 3
Coding region: 128-487 (119 amino acids)
Molecular function (GO): cytokine activity; phenylpyruvate tautomerase activity
Source: RefSeq, a predicted model, not a curated record